Molecule: messenger RNA, 582 nt
Organism: Humulus lupulus (European hop)
Lineage: Eukaryota; Viridiplantae; Streptophyta; Magnoliopsida; Rosales; Cannabaceae
Exons: 2
Coding region: 1-582 (193 amino acids)
Source: RefSeq, a predicted model, not a curated record
AUGGCUGCUGCAAGUAACCCCAAUACUGGUGAGCGACCUUUGUCCCAGAUACCUAAGGAGCAGACUCCUCAUGCUAAGGACUUCCCAUGCUGGCCUGGAAAGCAGCCCAUGGUGGACCCAGAUCCUGAAGAGAGGUUGGCAGAGGCAAAAAAAUGCAAUGGAGAAUUAGCCAGACAGGUUGCUAACGCCCAAGCACCUCCCCAGAGGCCUAGGGGACGUCCCCAUGGGAGCACGGCCGCUAGGAGGGUGAAGCAAGUGCCGUCACCGGCGUCUCAGCCAACUCAGCCAAGGUCCCAGAGGAGUAACUGGGCUAAGGCUAUUGCCAACCCGACUGCAAAAGUACCAGCAGAAACGGGUAAUAACCGAACCCCCACGGCAGCUCAGAACCUAAACCCGAAGUCUGAUCGAGCAAACUCUGGACCAUCCAGGCCCGACAAUGGUAGACAACCACUGUCACCCAUAAGACACCCACCAUCACCAAUAAGGCACCCCUCGCCAUUCCAAGAGGUCUUGCGAACUGCACAUCAGAGGCCAUCUCGCAGCGGCAGUCGAGAUGGAAACCGACUGGCUCGGCCUGGAUAG